AAGCAGCGCAUCACCCGCACAGGUGCAGCCUCGAGCCGGGGCAAUGCAAGAGAGCUGGAGUAACAUUCAAAUCCAAAAUCUUCUGCGGGAGGCAUCUCACCAUGCUGGCUUUGUAGCAGCUGCCAAUUUUGCCAAACGUACUUCCACAAAUCCAGAUACUGGAGUAAAGCCAUCUGGGUAUGGGGAGACUAGUGGAGGCAGCCGGCCAGAACAGCAACACGAGGAAGAUAAGGAAGAAAAUGACAUCCAGAUCGUAAGCGUCACCUCCCUUGCACAGAGCAGCCAACCAACAGUUCCCCCCACGGUAACAACAGCAGAGGCCAGUGCUUUGUCUUCCACACUAACAGUCUCUGGAGUUAUGAAGAGGAGAGCUACACCUUCUCCAGCCACCAAUUCAAUGCUGGCAGCUCGAAAGAGGCUUUUGGACAAGGCGCUGUCACACAGGAUGAAGUUAUUACAUCAGGUAGCGCCAUCGUUAAGGAGAGAUUACUCAAGUGUCCAAAGUGAUGAUUUGAGAGGUGCAAUGCCACAACAACCUGAAACUUAUGAUCUGACCACUGAAAAGACUGCUAUGGAAGGUCAAUCUGGUGGAGGCAGCACCCCCAGACGUUUCCUUACACAGAGACCUUGUCUGUCUUCCCGUUCCCUUCACCCGAUCCCUCGGGUUGGCAUUCGUCUUCCUAACCGGUCACCAGCACCUUUACCGUCUUCGGCUCCUGGGGUUGCCGUCAUCCGCUUACAGACCCCUGGAGGCCAGGGCACCACUCGUAGUGAGAGGAACCCGAGCCCCCAGCGGGCAGUCCAGGACCCCGGGGAGGGUAGAGGUGGUCUACAGGAUCAGAUUCAGACCCUGGGAUCUGAGGUGCGCAGCUUGGGUCUGGCAGUGAAGAUGCUGGUGGAGCAGCAGUGCUGCCUGGAGAGGGAGCAGCUGCAGCAGACACACAUUCAGAAGCAGAUCCUCAUCACUCUACAGACUCUUGCCACCAAACUGGGACGUUGCAGCAUCGUUCAACAGCAGCACACCAAAACUCCAUCGCCAUCUGGUUUGCCAACAGCUUCUGCAUCUACCUCCUUCAAGCAGGACACCUUCAACUUCAACAGUCAAGGCACGUACACCCAGUGCAGCCAAACCGAGCCAAGCUUCAACUCUUUAGAGAGUUUAGAACAUGUAGAGGCCUUUAAACUGCCAGGAUUGUGCCCUUCGAAUAUGAAUGGGCUUCCACCAUGUAGCAAUGCUGAGAACCUCCCACUUACUCACACUCCCCCUCGCACACAACCAUAUGCAGCUGCAUACCCACAGCAAAACAGUCAAACACUCAUGCAACCCUACACACAAUCCUAUGUCUCUACAUACAACCAGUCACAUUGUCAGACUUUCAGAGGAUCCGAGAGUAAAACAUCUGAUUUCCCAAGAAGCUGUUCAAGGACUCUCCAGGACUGCAGUGCGUCUACCCAGCCAGUGAUGGACUCUAACCUCUCUUCACAGGAUCAACAGAUCAAUAUUGUCAAAGUGGAAGGACCUUAGAUACCACAGAGUGUUCUGGGACCAUAAGGGCUUGGGCAUGCUUUUUUUAGAGUCACUUUAAAAUACUUAAGACAUGUUUUUACAAUAAACGUAUGCUGUAGCAUUUCUUACAUUUAUUUUAUUUCCAAAGUACAUUUCAAGGGAAUACAAAGAGCAAUAGAAUGAAACGCUUUAGUAAUAAUGUGUUUGUGAUUUGUCUUUACUAUAGGUAAUGAUUACAAAAGUAGAGCAAAUGAUUAUGUGCAGGCACAAUUCACAAUUCUUGUAUAUUUUUGUAUCUAUUAUUUCUGUAUCACUAGGACUGGCAUUACGAACUGUUAAGUUUUCAUCCCUCUAUUGUAACUGAUAAAAAUUGUUAUGAUCCAAA
This is a messenger RNA of Anarrhichthys ocellatus (wolf-eel), 1892 nucleotides long. RefSeq lists its product as uncharacterized. Bases 44 to 1525 code for a protein of 493 amino acids. The record is from RefSeq and is a predicted model, not a curated record. NCBI's taxonomy places the organism in Eukaryota, Metazoa, Chordata, Actinopteri, Perciformes, Anarhichadidae. The transcript has 3 exons.